Messenger RNA from Canariomyces notabilis, 1188 nucleotides. Its product is annotated as mitochondrial carrier. The record is from RefSeq and is a predicted model, not a curated record. Gene Ontology annotation, cellular component: mitochondrial outer membrane translocase complex; mitochondrion. Lineage: Eukaryota; Fungi; Ascomycota; Sordariomycetes; Sordariales; Chaetomiaceae. The coding region runs from base 1 to 1188 and encodes 395 amino acids. The transcript has 7 exons. Gene Ontology annotation, molecular function: FAD transmembrane transporter activity; folic acid transmembrane transporter activity. Gene Ontology annotation, biological process: folate import into mitochondrion; nucleotide transport; protein import into mitochondrial matrix.
AUGUUCGCCCUUUCAGAAGAGUCCAAAGAGCGCAUCGGCAAGAUCAUUGAGAUCUCCCGGGUAGCGAUCCAUUACAGUGGCUAUCUGCCUCUGAUUCUCUAUCUUGGCUACACUCGGAGCGAGCCUCGGCCAUCCAUCAUCCGCGACCAUAACCGAGCGUCUCUUAUGACGGAAAUCAAAGAUGCGGGCCUCUCCCGCGCCUUGGUCGAGACGGUCGCCGGUCUCUCGGCAGGGUCUAUGGCCACCCUGAUCGUGCACCCGCUCGACAUUGUCAAGACGCGCAUGCAAAUCCACCGUAGCUCCUUGGCUCCGACAUCGACCCUGACCACCGUCUCCCUGAUCCGCUCGCUAGUGGCAACCGAGCGCCCGCUCGCCGCCCUCUACCGCGGCCUGACGCCCAACCUGCUGGGCAACGCGACGAGCUGGGCCUCCUUCUUCUUCUUCAAAUCCCGCCUUGAGCGCGGGAUAGCCCAGCUCCGAGGAUCUCGAGAGGAGGAGAACGGCGCCAGCACGCUGCAGUCCCUAUCCGGCCCGCAGCGCCGCCUCUCGCCCGCCGACUUCUUCGUCGCCUCGCUCGCCGCGGGCGCGCUCACCCAGGUCAUUACCAACCCCAUCUGGGUGCUCAAGACGCGCAUGCUGUCGUCGGACCGCUCCGCCGCCGGCGCCUACCCAAGCAUGUGGGUUGGCGCCGCCCGCCUGCUCCGCGAGGAAGGGAUCCGGGGUUUCUAUCGCGGGCUUGGUGUCGGCAUGCUGGCCGUCAGCCACGGUGCCGUGCAGUUUGCCGUCUACGACCCGGCCAGGCGGAUGUACCUCGCGAGAAGGCGGCGGCGGUGGGAUGAGGCGCAUCCUCAGCAACCUGAUCGUCCGGACCAGGUGUCGAACGAGGCGACCUUGGUGUUGUCGACCGUCUCCAAGCUAGUCGCUGGCGCGGCGACCUAUCCGCUCCAGGUGCUGAGGAGCCGGCUGCAGCAUUAUGACGCCGAGGAGCAGUUCGGUAAGGGCGUAACCGGGGUAGUCAGGAAGCUAUGGAGGGAGGAGGGAGUGAGGGGUUUUUAUAGAGGGGUCAUGCCGGGCGUGGUGCGGGUGCUGCCCGCAACAUGGGUGACGUUUUUGGUUUACGAGAACGUAAAGUACUAUAUGCCACGAUUGGCACACCGAGCCGGGGGACACAAUCGUGUGGUUGCAUAG